This is a messenger RNA of Xenopus tropicalis (tropical clawed frog), 3392 nucleotides long. RefSeq names its product ETS homologous factor (gene ehf). Gene Ontology annotation, molecular function: sequence-specific DNA binding; DNA-binding transcription activator activity, RNA polymerase II-specific; DNA binding. The transcript has 9 exons. The coding region runs from base 235 to 1119 and encodes 294 amino acids. Gene Ontology annotation, cellular component: nucleus. Gene Ontology annotation, biological process: positive regulation of transcription by RNA polymerase II; regulation of transcription by RNA polymerase II; regulation of DNA-templated transcription. Lineage: Eukaryota; Metazoa; Chordata; Amphibia; Anura; Pipidae. The record is from RefSeq and is a predicted model, not a curated record.
GAGAUAUUAAAGGAAGUGGCGAAAGGGAAAAACCCUGAUUGGCUGAUAAAGUCUUGGAACCUCGUAUCAGGCUGAAAUAUUUAACAAUAAAGUCCCUGCCUGUGCGAGUCAGAGGAGUCAGAGUGUGCUGCUAUUUUAUCUGUCUCGCAGGCUGUCACAGUUCAACUUGUAUCCGGGCUGUCUGCCGGCGACUUGCUCUCUGCAUGACACGUCCCAUACACCUGUGAGCAGACCAUGAUUUUACAAGGAAACAGCAUUAUGAAUAUUAACCAUGGCACCAACCCGCUUGUCCACCAACCAGCCUGGAAUAACCCAUACCCUCCUUGUGAUGGCUAUUUUGGGGGUCAGUGGCACGACAUUCAUCCUCAGUACUGGAGCAAGUUUCAGGUGUGGGAGUGGCUACAGCAGCUAGUAGACACCAACCAACUGGAUGCAAACUGUAUCCCUUUCCAUGAUUUCGACAUUGCCGGGGAGCAUCUGUGCAACAUGACCCUGCCGGACUUUACGCAGGCUGCAGGCUCAGCUGGACACAUCCUGUACAACAACCUCCAGAAUCUCAAGUGGAACGGUCAGUGUGGAAGCCAGAUGCUGCAGUCAUUCAAUGUUGUCAUAAAAACUGAACAAACAGAGCCUUCUUCGAUGCCACCAUGGAAGGAUGAAGGAUAUUUUUAUGACAACAGCUAUGAUGAAAUGUAUGAGAGUAAACCAUUCUGCCGGAAUCAGCACCCUCUGCCUUCCUCCAGCCCUUACACCAUGGUCUAUACAGAGCCCGACGGGAAAAAGGUUCAUGAACAUCCUCAGAAACCCAGCACCAAGAAACACAAUCCUCGUGGCACUCACUUAUGGGAGUUUAUCCGUGACAUUUUGCUGACGCCAGAGAAGAACCCUGGUUUGAUAAAGUGGGAAGAUCGUUCAGAGGGGGUAUUCCGCUUCUUAAAAUCUGAGGCGGUGGCUCAGCUUUGGGGGAAGAAGAAAAACAACAGCAGUAUGACCUACGAGAAACUGAGUCGCGCCAUGAGGUACUACUACAAACGGGAGAUCCUGGAGCGCGUGGAUGGGAGGCGGCUAGUGUACAAGUUUGGGCGCAACGCCCGUGGGUGGAAGGAGAAUGAAGUCUGAAGUUCUGGCCCAUACCUUGGACUCAAAUACUAUUUUAUUUAUGAUAAAAAAAAAACCAAAAAUGAUAUGAAGACUUUGAAGAAGGAACUCAGGAGUCAGUGCCAACAAUUCUUCUUUUGUUUGAACAAGAGAUACGCACACAGCAUUCUGUGAAAUGAGGCAUUAUGGGUCACUGCGAUGAUGUUAGGGGUCGAUAGAACUUUGAUAUGGAUGGGAGGAGAUAGAAGGCUGAGACGGUGGGGCAGGAAUCCGACCUCCAGCUGAGAUGGUAUGUGCUUGUGUAUUUAUAAAGUGCACUGCCACCUCCUGUACCACAGUAGGGCCAGCCCGACUAUCCGUAUGCCAUCAAUGUAAUACACCAACUAUCCUUCAGCCACCCUGCGGGGGUGAUAAGUCAACAACCAUCACAGGGCUGUGGUUGGCCAGCUGGAUGUAUAUCGUUGCCAUGACACCAUAUGGACCCAUUCUCCCUAUGCACAUUACGGCGGACUCUGGGCAGGCCCCCUUUAUACACUACUGCUUCAGCCAGCAUUUCUAUCUUUCCUAUAAUUGUCUGAAAUAUAAGAAUAAUGUUUUUUUUAAUUGCUUUUUUUAAGCACUUUCAAUAACCUUAGCUGUAUUGGUGCUGUAAAGCCUAUCUAACAAGCUGUUUAGACUCCCUUUCUGUCUGCCAAUGACAUUACUGGGAGUAAGGGAUGCCAAAUUUUUUUUCUUUGCAAUACCAGCCUUCGGGUUUGGGGGGCGGGCAGUGAUGUCACAUGGGGACGGGCAGUGAUGUCACAUGGGGAUGGGUGGUGGCAUCACGGGAGGGGAAAUGGGAUGGCUAGGUGGGGCAAUGGGUGCAUGGGGAGGGUAAAUGACUGUCAAGGGACUGAUUUGGUACGGAGAGGGUCAGGGAAGGGAGUGUUUUAUAGUUAGGGUUGUCAGCCUUAAUUUUGCCCAUUUGCUGGCUAGGCUGCAACUCUACUGGGUUGCAACUCUACUGGGUGUGGGGAGAGCAGAUUAAGUGGAUCGGUACAGACAUAUUGACCCAUCCUGUUUCAAACAGAUAGGAGUUUCAUCAGCCAAGGUGUGAUACUUUCAAAAGCCCCAAAUGGUCAUUCAGUUCAGCUGGCAGUGCCUAAUUCAGUAGCAAGAUCCAUUAUAUCAGGCUAUCCUUGGGAAAAAAGAGUCUGAUCAGUGCUCUAUUCAAAGACUAUCCAGGCUCCAAAAUGGCUGUCCAAUAUUGUGACCCUCUGUAUCUAUCUCUACUGACUUCAUGCCUCACAGAAUGGGUACACUGCCAGCCAUUGGAAGGUUGAGGUGCAUGGGAAACUGAAUAUCCCUAAACUAUAUGAAGCCUGACCCUUGCCAGUUGGCUCCAUCACAGGGUGGUAUGGGGGGGCACAAAAGGGUCUGUCCUUGCAUAGGUGAUUAACCCAGAGAUUAAUUGUGCUCCCUCAGCCUGCCAGGUCCUUGAUUUGGUUCUGUAACUCGUGAUGUUCAUUCCUGAUAGAAAACAUGAGUCAGUGGAAAGUCCAGCCGCUCUUUAUUGGCUGAUUUAUACUUUCCAGGGUCAGACUGGGCCAGAAGGGCACCAAGAAAAAACCCACCGGCCCAGACCUAAUCCCUGAUGGGGACUCCCUUGGGCUGGAGGUCCCCCUGACUCAUUGAAGGUAAGUUUAAUUCACCUGCGCUCGCGGUAGAGGGUCCGGCGGGUGGUGGGGCCCCCAGGUUGUCCCUGAUACUUUCUGUCAGUGACAAACAGCAUGAAUCAGUUGGUUGCACCAAGAGAGCGGUUGAGGGAGCACAGCUCACAUUUUUUUAAAAUAAAAUUCAUUGCAGGUUAGUGAAUAUACUGUAUAUAUUUGUUGUGCUAUAUUAAAUAUAUAUCUAUCUCUGUAUGUCUGGAGAUCUCUCUAUCUAGAUAGGCAGAUAAAUAUACUUAUAGGUAUAUAUGAACAGAAUUUACAAUACGUGUAAAUGUGUAUACUGUAUAUAUAUAUAUAUAUAUGUGGCAUUGCUCUACUGCUCUGAAAGACCCUAAAUAUGUGUGUCCAGUGGAACAAUGGUCCAAUAAUAACACACUCCAUGGCCUUCUGUGCAAAAUGCUUUUUGGAUAUAAAAAAUAAUAUUACAGGUGCCAUGUGGUCGGACUUUGCCUUUAAAUUCUAAUUUGCCAUGCAGGCAGGUACUGGUAUAAAUGUGAAGUAUUUCCGAGGCAGCUGUUAAAUGGUUAAUGUGUUUUUAUGGCUUUAUAAAUAAAAGGAACCGUGGAUUAUUGCAUAUUGAAA